AUGGAUGAUAAGUUGCAACAAACCGUAGCUCGUAUGGUACUAACCUACCUGUACGACUCGAACAUGGCCGAUGUGGGAGAACAGUUUUGGGCGAAAAAUCGUUAUCUUCCAAAAACUGUGCCACCAAUUGUGCUGUCUCACAUGACUUCGAUUGGCCGGCUUAUGACGGUUGUUAGAGAGUUUUUGGAGGUGACUAGUAUCAUUAACGAGUUUUCGAGAACGUACAUGGAUCAUGGAUUUCAAAAGAGUUACGAAAUAGCUGAGAAGGUUACUUUUUUGGUGGACAUGUGCAAAUCGUUGCUAUCUAUCAUCCCAUGCGAAUCCGUGCAAUAUGUUACACCGUCUGCGGAUGCACCGUCGAAUGCUGACCCAGCGAACCCAGAGAACCUAGAGGACAAUUCUGUAAUUGUGAUGAUGGACGAGGGAGUAGUAGAUUUUAAUGAUGCACCAGUUCAGCCGGAGUUGUUUACGAUCGAAGUACCUUACGAUGCCCAUGCCCCACUACAGGAGUACGUUAUAAAUCAGGACGAACUAAAAGAAAAUAUUAGGCCCAGCACAUUUGAACCGGUUUGCCUAACGGAAGCAAUCGAAGCACCAGAAGAAAGCAUAACAAAUGCAACCGUCGAAUCCGUAUCUAAUGUUCCUUAUAUCGAUCAGAAUGUUGCGUCGCCAUCGGUGCCGACCAAGGCUGUGGACAUCAAGGAGUAUGUGCCAAACCAAAUCAAUAACCAACAAGUCGCUACACGUACGAGACUCGUUCCAUCACGCAUCAUACAGAAAAGGCCUUCAAUUGACAGAAAAUUGAAACGCACAAAACCACUAAAACGGCCUCUUCGGGAACAGCCAUCUUCAUCAAAGGUUUCAUCCAAGAACGCUACUACCUCAAUUACACCACAAAAUAUUGUAGAAUCAACGGAUACGUAUGGUGGUUAUGAAUCUUCUUCGUCGUCGACAGCAUCGUCGAUAAAUUCAGAAUCAGACGAAGGCAUCCGACAGAUGACCAGUACGUUGCAAAGACAACGCCUUUACCGCAAAGCGUACAAAAAGCGUUCCAAAAAACACCCAUUUUCAGAGAAGGCCAACACCAAAUCGUCCCUUCCACAUUGUCAAGUAUUUAGGCCUCCGCCAUUGCCACCAGUAGAAAAGCCGGAUGCUACAACAACUGACGGCAGUGAACUUCCACAGCAAGCAGAUGUCGGGGAGGACACUAUUUCUGCGGUUUUGGCACAUAUUUACGGCGAAUAG
Molecule: messenger RNA, 1245 nt
Organism: Anopheles cruzii
Lineage: Eukaryota; Metazoa; Arthropoda; Insecta; Diptera; Culicidae
Exons: 5
Coding region: 1-1245 (414 amino acids)
Source: RefSeq, a predicted model, not a curated record